Penicillium riverlandense is the source of this 2361-nucleotide messenger RNA. Its product is annotated as Ribosomal protein S18. Gene Ontology annotation, molecular function: actin filament binding; structural constituent of ribosome. Gene Ontology annotation, biological process: positive regulation of actin filament depolymerization; actin filament depolymerization; translation. Gene Ontology annotation, cellular component: cortical actin cytoskeleton; ribosome. The record is from RefSeq and is a predicted model, not a curated record. The coding region runs from base 1 to 2361 and encodes 786 amino acids. Lineage: Eukaryota; Fungi; Ascomycota; Eurotiomycetes; Eurotiales; Aspergillaceae. The transcript is spliced from 5 exons.
AUGUCGCUCAAUAUCUUCACAUCCUCAUUCCUGCGCACAGCGCCGGGGCUCUCGAGCUGUCGCUGGAGUUCGACAAGUGCCUUGCACCAGCGACUGGGGCUAGGCCAGAGGCAAUCGCCGAAGCCGAAAGUGCAGCACUCUCGACGGCUGCCAAGUCGCCAGAAGAUCAUUGCGGAGCAAAAAGCCCAAGGCGAGAGCAGAGCCCUGGAGAGAUUCCACACGCGCGACUGGAAGGCCGGAGACGUCUAUGCCCCCCACGACCUCAGUCCACAGGAAAUGAAGAAGUGGUCGAAACGGCACAGCCCGUCGAAGGAUGCUUUUGAUGCAUUGAAUCUGAAUCCAUUGGAUCUUUACAAGAACUUCUCCAUCAUGUCCGAAUACAUCUCACCAUUGGGCCGCAUCAAGCACCGCAGCGAGACGGGACUGCGGCCAGUCAACCAGCGCAAGAUUGCCAAGGCGAUCCGGAGAGCGAGAGGUCUGGGGCUUAUGCCCAGCGUGCACAAGCACCCGGAGAUCCUAGCGAGCGAUUCGCGGAGUCGGGAAUCCAUCUGGGCCGCCAGCCCCUCCACAACCCGCGGACAGCCCACCCAGCUGUCGUCGGACGCCAAAGGCGAACGACUGGCCUACGCAGCCAACAAAUCUAUCUUCCUGCGCUCGAUCGACGACCCCGCCGUUGCCAAGCAGUAUACCGAACACAAGGUCCAGACCACCGUUGCCCGCUUCUCGCCCUCCGGGUUCUAUGUCGCCAGCGGUGAUGCCGCGGGUCUCGUGAGAGUGUGGGAUUGCGUCGGUGACGGGAUCCUCAAGGGCGAAUACAGCAUUAUUAACGGCCGCAUCAACGAUCUGGCCUGGGAUGGUGACUCCCAGCGCAUCAUCGCCGUGGGUGAUGGCAAGCAGCGGUAUGGGCACUGCAUCACCUGGGACAGUGGCAACACAGUUGGAGAGAUCUACGGCCACACCCAACAGAUCAAUUCCGUGGCGAUCAGGCAGCAGCGCCCUCUGCGCGCAGCGACUGCGGGCGACGACAAGAAGCUGGUCUUCUACCACGGCGCACCGUUCAAGUUCAACAUGGGAAUUGGUGAUAAGCAUUCCAACUAUAUCUACGGUGUGGGUUUCAGCCCGGAUGGUUCGACCUUGGCCAGCGUGGGCGCGGACCGGAAGAUCUGGCUCUACGACGGGAAGACGGGGGAGACCAAAGGUCAAAUUGGCGAGGGGGAACACACAGGCAGUAUAUUCGGUCUGUCCUGGUCCAAGGACUCGAAGAAAUUUGUGACUGCCAGCGCCGAUCGAACGGUCAAGAUCUGGGAUGUUGAGGCCGGCAAGGCCGCCCAGAGCUGGACCCUGGGCGAGGAGGGUGCCAUGGCUGUCCGAGACCAGCAGGUGGGCGUGGUUUGGCCUCCGGGUAGGAGUGAUAACCUGCUCAUCAGUUUGUCCCUCAGCGGAGACCUGAACUACUUGGUCGAGGGAACUCCUAAACCUAGACAAGUCAUCCAAGGUCACCAAAAGAACAUCACCUCCUUGACCCAGUCCGUGACCGGCGACAAGGAGACCCUGUGGACAGGCAGCUUUGAGGGGCGGGUCUGUAGCUGGGAUGUUGCUUCUGGAACUGCCGAGGAGAUUGAGGGUGAUAGUCACUCGGGGUACAUCGCUGGGCUGGCACCAACUUCGGAAGGCGCAGGUCGGAUUUACAGUGUCGGCUGGGACGAUACGAUCCGCUCCGUUGACGUCGCCGCGAAGACAUACACCGGCAGCACGACGAAGCUCACGGGACAGCCCAAGGGCAUCGCGGCCGGCGACUCGACAGUGCUGGUUGGUGCUGCCGAAGCAGUCGAGAUCUUCAACGACGGCAAGAAGACGGGAGAGUACAAGACCAAGUUCGCCGUCACCACUGUGGCCGCGCAUGGUGCCAUCGCGGCCGUUGGCGGCGAGGAUGGCUCCGUGGAGAUUUGUGAUGUGUCCAGCUCUAGCUUGUCAUCGCGCGCCUUGAUCAAGGCCUCGCGCAACCAAAUCUCAACCAUCUCCUUCUCCCCUGAUGCCUCGCUGCUGGCUAUCGGCGACCUGCGGGGACGUGUGCUGGUGCACAAGGUGGCCGACGGCAGUCUGGUCACGGAUCGGUGGACGGCGCAUAAUGCUCGCAUCACGUCGCUGGCUUGGAACAAGGCCGGCUCCCAUGUAGUCAGUGGGUCGUUAGAUACCAAUAUCUUUGUCUGGAGCCUGGCCAACCCCGGCGACUGGUUAGAGGUCAAGAACGCACACAAGGAGGGUGUCAAUGGCGUUACAUGGAUCGAGGGCAGCACUAAGAUCGCGUCGGCGGGCGCGGAUGCUGCGGUGAAGGUGUGGAAGGUGGAGGGUUUGAAAUGA